AUGAGUGAACAACGUGGGGAGGCAAAGGCGAAGAAUAAGGAGUACGCACAGAUCCAAAUAACAGCCGAACAACUCAUUAGAGAAGCACAAGACAACAAACAAAUCUCAUACAAAGCGCCCAAAAUCACAAUACAUGAUGAAGAGGAGUUGAUGUCAUUUCGAUUGAGCAAGAGAAAGGAGUACGAAGCACUUGUAUCGAGUCAGCGAAAGAAUCCAAGGAGUUGGAUCAAGUACGCGUCGUGGGAAGAAGACCAAGGAGAGUACACCCGAGCGCGGUCGAUCUAUGAAAGAGCAUUAGAACAGGACUACACUAAAGGAGAGCUUUGGAGUAAAUACGCCGACUUCGAGUUACGCAUUAGUCAAGUCAAUCGCGCAAGAAACGUUUUGGAACGCGCCACGUACUUACUUCCGAUGGUCUACAAUUUGUGGUACAAAUAUGUGAAACUUGAGGAGACGGUUGGUAACUAUGGCCACUGCGAGGAGAUUUUUGAGAAGUGGAUGACCUUUGAUCCGAAUGAGUAUGCGUGGAUGUCUUAUAUCAAAUACUUAAUUCGCCUCAAAGAAGUCGAGAAAGCGCGCAAGCUGUUUGUUCGAGCGACGGAGAAAUGUAAGACUGAGACAAUUUAUGUUGAGUGGAUUCAAUUUGAGAAACGAUUUGGUGGUGAUGAGAGAACGCGUGGUGUGUUUGAGGAGAUGGGGAAACACGAGGAAUUGUGUGAGAAUGGGUUUUAUGAAGAGUUUGCGAAUUUUGAAGUGUCUGUAGGGGAGCUUGAAAGAGCACGAGAGAUCUUGAAGUAUGGUAUUGACCACGUUGGGAAGCUGUCUGCUGCCCUUUUAUAUGAGAAGUAUGUUGAUUUUGAGAAGGCGAAUGGAGAGAUGGAAGAGGUCGACUUUGCUGUGUAUGCGAUGAAGAGGUUUACAUAUGAAACGGAGGUGCAAACGAGUCGCGAGAAUUACAAUUACUGGUUCGACUAUAUCAUGAUGGAGAUGAACGAAAUCAAAAGUGAGGAGAACACGAGAGAGUUGUUUGAACGAGUGAUUAGUACUGUUCCACAAAAGUGUGAGAAAAGUGCGUGGACCCGAUACAUUGAGUUUUGGGUGUUGUAUGCGCGAUUUGAAGAGAAGCACAACAACAUCGAGAGAGCACAACACAUCUUUGAAAUUGCGCUGAAACUGAUUCCACACGCACAAUUCACAUUCAAAAAGGUCUGGGUCGCUUUUGCGGAGUUUUGUGUACGCAACCACUUCAUCUCAUUGGCACGAAAAGCUUUUGGGUGUGCGAUUGGGUAUACUCAAAAGGACGAUGUCUUUGAGAAAUACAUUGCAUUUGAGAAAGAUAACAAUGAAGAUGACCGGGUGAAAAGGAUCGAAGAGAAAUGGGACGAAGUAAAGAAGACACGCGAAGAAGAAUUAAAGAAGAUGGAAGAGGAAAAUGUGAAUACUAAAGAGGAAGGCGAAGAUGUGAGAGAUGCAAGUGAAGGGAAUGUCCAGGAGAAUUUGCCGCAGAGUGAAGAGUUCGAUGAGUUUUAUAACAACGUUGAUGAGCGGGAAUGA
Messenger RNA from Entamoeba invadens IP1, 1554 nucleotides. Its product is annotated as crooked neck protein, putative. Gene Ontology annotation, molecular function: protein binding. The record is from RefSeq and is a predicted model, not a curated record. Gene Ontology annotation, cellular component: Prp19 complex; nucleus; post-mRNA release spliceosomal complex. Gene Ontology annotation, biological process: mRNA splicing, via spliceosome; spliceosomal complex assembly. Lineage: Eukaryota; Evosea; Mastigamoebida; Endamoebidae. The coding region runs from base 1 to 1554 and encodes 517 amino acids. The transcript has a single exon.